Messenger RNA from Stereum hirsutum FP-91666 SS1, 1809 nucleotides. RefSeq names its product DUF89-domain-containing protein. The record is from RefSeq and is a predicted model, not a curated record. The transcript is spliced from 8 exons. Lineage: Eukaryota; Fungi; Basidiomycota; Agaricomycetes; Russulales; Stereaceae. Gene Ontology annotation, molecular function: phosphatase activity. Gene Ontology annotation, biological process: DNA damage response. The coding region runs from base 1 to 1536 and encodes 511 amino acids. Gene Ontology annotation, cellular component: cytoplasm; nucleus.
AUGUCUUCAUCCAUUGUUCCUAACGCAGCGGCCCCGCCCCCCAAUGUGCCCCCUGGCGCCGGCGCAAGAUCAUCCAAAGUCGCCCUCCAUCUUGGACACCUCCCGAAGAAAACGGAUAUCAAGGGACCUUAUCCUCGUACUCCUACUCGGAUUGACCCCAAUAACCCUCCAUGGCCAGCGUACCGCGGUUACCAUGAAUACUCAUUCGCUCACGCAACUAUGGGCCAUCGCCUGCCCACUAUCCUUGGCAAGGCGAUCGACGACACUAUCCGGACCCUCAACGAGCAACAUGACGAGGAGAAGGUCGUCGAUCUCGUCAAAUGUUGCGAACGUAUGGACGUCCUCAUGCAUGAUCUCUCCGGCAACGCGAAGCUUAGACCCAUCAUCGAUGAUGGCGAGGCUGACGUCGCUUUAUGGAACAAGGAAAUCGCAAAAUACUUCCAGGGCAAGGACUUCAUGAACGCACCUUGGCUCUUCGCCGAGGCAUAUAAAUAUCGUCGCCUGCAUGAGGCUUUCAGCGUCAGUAAAUAUUGGAAAGAUUACGAUGUCUUCUACCGGCAAAAGUGCGAUACGUUCUCCCGCUCCUCUGACGCUGUAUUCGAACUCUCCCUCCGCUUCAUCGAACCCUUCAAACGUGGUCCUGAUGUGUCUGAGGAAGAGCAUCUGGAGGCAGAGCGUCUGAUGUUCCUUGAGCUUACACAAGUGUGCUUGUGGGGGAACUCGACCGAUCUGUCCCUUCUCAUUAACAUGUCCGAGGAGCAAAUCAAGUCUCUUCAAUCGACGGGUGGAGAGCACCUCGCUGCUACUGAAAAGAACAUCUUGGGCAACCACAUGGGCGAACUCUGGAACACCGUCAAGGAUCUCCGGGUCAAGACCGGCGGUAGGAUUGACUUCGUCCUCGAUAACGCUGGAUUCGAACUGUAUUGUGAUAUGGUCUACGCCGACUUCCUCGUACAGACUGGCCUCGCCAACCAAGUUCGCUUCCACGGGAAGAGGUUUGCGUGGUUCGUGUCCGACGUGACGAAAAAGGACUGGGACUGGCUGCUCAACACGAUGGUAUACGGUCAUCUUUUCCCCAAAGCUUCCGAACAGGAACGCGAAUCUCUUCGCAGGUUGGGCGAGCGCUGGAAACAAUACGAGCGAGAGGGAAAAUGGGUUUACGAGCAACAUCCUUUCUGGUGCACCGGAUACACCUUCUGGGACCUGCACAGCGAAGCCCCUGAUCUUUUCCUUCACCUCUCCCGCUCCGACCUCGUCAUCUUCAAGGGUGAUCUCAACCACCGCAAGCUCACGUACGACUGUGCCGCGCCUGCGUCGACUCCAUUUGACAUCGCCAUUGGCCCCAUGGCCAGCUCCGCUGGUGCACCGAAAGUCUGCUCAUUGCGUACCAUCAAGAGCGACGUCGUUGUCGGUUUCGAGAACGAUGAGAUCGCCGAAAAGCUGGACAAGGAAGAGCCCGGCUGGAAAAUCAGCGGGAAAUACGCUGUCGUGUUGUUGUCAGAAGGUCGUCCUGGCGAGAAGGUCCGCUUCGCGUAGACAGCGCAGCGGGAUAUGUUUUAUUUUUGUAUUUCCGAGUUGGUGGCGAGCUUACUUAUCCUAGAUGUUGUUCUUUACCUUUCGUUCUCUUUUCCAGUUCCUAUGAUAGGCAAACCCACGAUCGCGCCAUAUUAUUCCUGUAUCUACCACCGCUUACCCCGACUCUUGUCUUUCUACUGUAUGGCUGUAUACCGCAUCUGUUUUUGAACGCGAGCGCAGUGUAGGUUAUUGACAGUAAAUAUGACUACCCUGCUUACACUGUGUGUAUCACAC